Messenger RNA from Priceomyces carsonii, 948 nucleotides. Its product is annotated as dihydrodipicolinate synthase family protein. The transcript has a single exon. The coding region runs from base 1 to 948 and encodes 315 amino acids. The record is from RefSeq and is a predicted model, not a curated record. Lineage: Eukaryota; Fungi; Ascomycota; Pichiomycetes; Serinales; Debaryomycetaceae. Gene Ontology annotation, molecular function: 4-hydroxy-tetrahydrodipicolinate synthase activity.
AUGACGAUAAGCAACAAAAUAAUUCCUUCAGGGAUCUACUCACCAGUUACAACCUUCUUCGAAGAUGAUCCUGAAAACUCUUUAGAUUUAGAGAGCCAAGUUGAACAUGCAAAAAUGUUGUAUACGAACGGUAUAACAGGGUUGCUAGUCUCAGGAUCUUUAGGUGAGUGUGUGCAUUUGUCAAUCCGUGAAAGGUACAAUAUCGUGUCAGCAAUCAGAGCUGCAAUACCAGACGAAAACUUCAAACUUAUUUCAGGAGCGCCACCGUUAGGAUGCAUAAGAGAAGCAAUUGAAGAGUCCAAGUCAGCUUUCAAAGCUGGUGCUGAUUUUAUCAUAUUAUUGGUUCCAGGUUAUUUUGGCCCUUCCUUGACUAGCCAGCAAGGUAUCAUUGAAUAUUUCACAAAAAUUGCUGAUGAGUCCAGCUUGCCGAUUAUAAUAUACAACUAUCCAGGCACUUGCAACAAUGUAACUUUAACAAUUGAAACCUAUGAGGCUCUUUCUCUUCACCCUAAUAUUGUUGGGGUGAAGUUGACACAUUUUGACAUGGAUUUGUACACGUUGGUUGGAAACAGUCCAACUAUUCGUAAAGCCAACUUUAAGGCGUUCACUGGUUUAGGUCAAAUCCUUGUGCCAGCAAUGUCAGUUGGGAUCUCGGGCGCCAUAGACGGGUUGUCUGCUUUAUUUCCAAAAGUUAUGGUGAAGCUUUUUAAUUUGAUUAAGGAAGGAAAUAUUCAAGAAGCUUCUAGGAUACAAUAUUUCGUAACCAGGGCAGAAAGAAUGAUAGCUGAGAUGAACGUCAUCGGUGUAAAAUACGCAUUAAAAGAAAUUUAUGGUUACGGGAAAUUUUUGGGAGGCAGACCUCCAUUAAAUAACGUAUCUCUGUUAGGCUCAUACAAGAAGUACAAAUUAGAUUUGGAGACGUUGGCACAACUUGAAAAAUCUUUAUAG